AUGCAUACCCUCACUCCACCUUACCCCAACCCUAUCAAUUAUCUCAACCGGGCAUCUCACUCUGUUAUUCGGGUCUCGCCGACCCGAUUUAGAGUCAAAUGCAGUUACGGCUUCGAAACCGCGGGUUUCUCGCAAGGAUUCGGUGUCAACCGAGUCGAUUGGCAAAGCUCGAAUGCCAUCUUAGCCAGUAAAGUCAUGUCGCAGCAGGAAGAUUUUCCCGCCGGCGGCAGCGGCGACAACAACGUGGCCGCGGUAAACGGCAAUAACGCUGCCGUAACGAAUCUAAAUCUCGUACCUGUCAAACAAGAAGGCAACAACAGCAAGCCGCUUCCGCCGAAGCCGCUCUCGAUCUCCGACCUCUCCCCGGCGCCGAUGCACGGCUCGCAGCUGCGCGUGGCGUACCAAGGAGUUCCCGGCGCGUACUCCGAGGCCGCAGCGGGGAAAGCGUAUCCAAACGGGGAAGCCAUACCGUGCGACCAGUUCGAGGUGGCGUUUCAGGCGGUGGAGCUCUGGAUCGCGGAUCGCGCGGUUCUUCCGGUGGAAAACUCCCUCGGCGGCUCGAUCCACCGGAACUACGACCUCCUCCUCCGCCACCGCCUCCAUAUCGUCGGGGAGGUCCAGCUCCCGGUGCACCACUGCCUCCUCGCGCUCCCUGGCGUCCGCAAGGAGUUCCUCACGCGCGUGAUCUCGCAUCCACAGGCCUUAGCACAGUGCGAGCACUCGCUCACGAAACUCGGCCUCAACGUGGCGCGUGAGGCCGUCGACGACACCGCCGGCGCCGCUGAGUUCGUCGCCGCGAACGGCCUCCGCGAUACGGCGGCAAUCGCGAGCGCGCGCGCCGCUCAGCUCUACGGUUUGCAGGUCCUCGCGGACGGAAUCCAGGACGAUCCGAACAACGUGACGCGGUUCGUGAUGCUGGCGCGCGAACCGAUCAUUCCGCGCACGGAUCGGCCGUUCAAGACGAGCAUCGUCUUCGCUCACGAUAAGGGAACUUCGGUGCUUUUUAAAGUGCUUUCCGCGUUCGCGUUUAGAAACAUUAGCUUGACGAAGAUCGAGUCCAGGCCUCACCGUAGCCGUCCGAUUCGCGUGGUUGAUGAUGAGAGCGAAGGAACCGCCAAACACUUCGAGUAUUUGUUUUACAUCGAUUUUCAGGCUUCUAUGGCGGAGGUUAGGGCACAGAACGCCCUCGCUGAGGUUCAAGAAUUCACCACUUUCUUGCGAGUGUUGGGGAGCUACCCUAUCGAUAUGACACCGUGGAGCCCCUCUUGUCCCCGCGAAGAUUAA
Sphenostylis stenocarpa is the source of this 1284-nucleotide messenger RNA. The record is from the annotation of a GenBank genome assembly. NCBI's taxonomy places the organism in Eukaryota, Viridiplantae, Streptophyta, Magnoliopsida, Fabales, Fabaceae.